Panicum virgatum (switchgrass) is the source of this 1743-nucleotide messenger RNA. RefSeq names its product protein SOSEKI 2-like. NCBI's taxonomy places the organism in Eukaryota, Viridiplantae, Streptophyta, Magnoliopsida, Poales, Poaceae. Bases 297 to 1490 code for a protein of 397 amino acids. The record is from RefSeq and is a predicted model, not a curated record. The transcript has 5 exons.
GCCGCCGUGCGCUCGCACACAGCCACUCCGAGUGGCCGGCACUGUUAAAGUUUUGACGUGUUUUCGCGCAGCUGCCGGGUGUGGGUGGUUGGCUCUUUCGAAAUCCGUAAAGCGCGCGACGCGACGUAUAAAAAGUGCUCCUGCGUCGAGAGAGGGGGAGAACAUGGGCGCGCCCGUACCCGGCUGACGUUCCAUUCCCACUCCAUUCGUCGCCUCCUCUCUAGUGGAACCUGCGGCCAGAGUCGCCCGUUCCUGCAGCCAAAGCCGCCGCUGCGUGCGGAAGGGAGGCGCGCGGAAUGAUGGAGGCGGGCGGAGCGGAAGGGAGGCGGGCGGCGGGGAGGGUGGAGGCGAGCCCGGAGCGGGGCCGGCCCGCGUACGCGGCGGCGGCGAGGCCGGCGCCGGCGAGGCCCAUGAGGAGGGUGCAGAUCAUCUACUACCUCUGCAGGAACGGGCAGCUGGAGCACCCGCACUUCAUGGAGAUCGCGCAGCACCCGCACCAGCCCCUCCGGCUCAAAGAUGUGAUGGACAGGCUCACGCUGCUGCGGGGCAAAGGCAUGCCGGCUCUCUUCUCAUGGUCUUGCAAGAGGAACUACAAGAACGGGUACGUGUGGAACGACCUGUCGGAGAACGACGUGAUCUACCCGUCCGACGGCGUCGAGUACGUGCUCAAGGGCUCCGAGAUCUUCCCCGGCUGCUCUUCAGCGGAUCGGUUCCAGCACCUCCGCGUGACGGACAGGUCUCCGACCAAGCCCAUGGCGCUGCCCCACAGCCACAAGCAGUACGUGGACGCCUACCGGGACGCCGCCGCAGAGGAUCCGGAGGACGACGAGCUGGGCUACUCGUACCACCACCGCCGGGCCGGCGCGCACGCGGCGGGGGCGCGGCUCGCCCGGGCCGACAAGCCCGCCGCCGUCUCGGCCCGGACCAACCGGAGCCGCCCCGUGGAGCUCCCCGUCGAGGAGACCUCGCCGCCGUCCUCGACCUCCUCGGACAAACCGCCCGCGCUGGCGCCGCUGCAGCCGGGCCGGGCCGAGUACCCGGAGCCCGAGCCGAACCGCCCCGGCUCCGUGCUCCUGCAGCUGAUCGCGUGCGGGUCGGCGGCGGGGGCGGCGGGCGGCGGCUCGGGCAAUUGCCGCGCCGAGCCGAGGCGCAGCUGCGGGCUGGUGAGCCGGCUCUCGGCCCGCGCGGGCGCGGACGAGGAGGACGACGACGAGGACGCGGCGGCGGGGGGCGCCGACAUGGGCCGCCGGUUCGGGCACCUCGCCGUGCCGGACAAGGAGUACUUCAGCGGCAGCAUCGUGGAGGGCGCCGGCGGCCGCGGCACGCCGCUGCCGGCGUCGUCGCUCAAGCGGUCCAACUCGUACAAUGAGGAGAGGAGGCUUGGCGUUGGGAUCGGCGAGGAUGGAGCGGAUGAGCAGAUGGAAGGCGACGGAGGAGGGAUCAGGGGACGGUGCAUCCCCGGCAGGAAGAAGCAGCCGCCGCAGAAGUAGCAGACCAGAUCACCAGGACCAGACCGGCCGGAGGCCUUCCAUCAUCAGAUUUGCAGGAACUAAACAUGUCUAGCUAGCUCUUAUCUCUACCUGUGUGCAACACAAAGCUUGAUUUUGAACACUAGAUGGUGUGUUUAGCAUCUUUAGAUCUGUAGUGAUCAGGGCAUCGUCCUUUGCAGCUGUUAGUUUCAGAGAGCGAGAGAGUAGCAGUAAGCUAGCCGGUGGCCAAUUUCAUCAGUGUUGGUUUCGUUUC